This is a messenger RNA of Corythoichthys intestinalis (scribbled pipefish), 3186 nucleotides long. It is a transcript of the gene rrp15, whose product is annotated as ribosomal RNA processing 15 homolog. Gene Ontology annotation, biological process: maturation of 5.8S rRNA; maturation of LSU-rRNA. The transcript has 5 exons. NCBI's taxonomy places the organism in Eukaryota, Metazoa, Chordata, Actinopteri, Syngnathiformes, Syngnathidae. The coding region runs from base 222 to 935 and encodes 237 amino acids. The record is from RefSeq and is a predicted model, not a curated record. Gene Ontology annotation, cellular component: preribosome, large subunit precursor.
GCCGUCACUGUUUUGACAAUCUCGUUCUCUUCCCUGUUUUGAGAGCAAUUAAGAAGUCAGAGACUUGAGAUGAACCCGUGAAAUUGUAUUUGUGGUUUACGUCUUUAAUCCUCCUCGGAAGUGGAAUAGGGAGAACUGUUGGUUUGUUUACAAAACGCCGGUUCCGGUUCAUGGCGGAAGUCGUAUGACACGGAUGCAGAGUGGGAACACGUGUGGGCAUCAUGGGUGAUAUCGAUGAUGCAGAAUCUCCUUUGGGGAACUCAAAUGAGCUGAAUAACUCAAAUGAAGGGAGCGGUGAUCAAAUGUCAUCUGGUGGAGAAUCUGUGGAUGGAGGGAGUGAUGGAGACGACGCACAGGAUGAAGAUGGAGGUCAGGAGGUUGAAGAUACCAAUAGCAACGCUGGCUGGGCACAGGCAAUGGCAAAGAUAUUGGGGAAGCAAACCCAAAAGAGCAAAACCACCAUCUUAGUGAAAAACAAAGAAUUGGAUAAGGUGAAGGCAAAGGAAAAACAGGAACGGUUAGAGAGAAAGGAAAAGAAUGACAAAAAACGAACAUGGGAGAUGAUGUGCAGAGAGAAACCUGAUGUUUUGAAAGACCGUGAAGCAGAAAAAGCACUGCAGAGAAUUGCAACAAGAGGAGUCGUGCAGCUAUUCAAUGCCGUAAGAAAGCACCAGAAGAACAUUGAUAACAAGGUGAAGGAGGCCGGCGGCUCAGAGAGGAAGAAGGCAAAAAUACUUUCCUCAGUUUCCAAAAAAGACUUCAUUGAUGUAUUAAGGAAAACAGAAAGUGAGAGCAAAGACACAUUCAAGAAAGAAAAUGACAUAAGUACUACUGAGGUGGUGGAGAAACCAGCUUGGAGUGUCCUGAGUGACGACUACAUGAUGGGAGCAACUAUGAAAGACUGGGAUAAAGAGGAGCCAACGGUACAAGCGUGAGCAGAUGGGAAUUAUUCUGAUUGACACUAUAUUAAGAUAUAUAUAUAUAUAUAUAUAUUGAGAGGCUGGUCGUAAUCAUUAAAACAGAAUUAGGAUUUUCAGCUUAUACAGUAGUCAUGCUGUGUACAAAAGCUUUUUAUGUUGUGCAACGUCUGUAAAUAUCACUUUUCUACAGUGCCAUUUAAAAGCUGUUUUGCCUAUGAAUACUGGUAUCUUAUGGUGUGUUUUGUUCACUUUGUUCAUUGUUUAUUUCUUGUGAAGCAAGAAUUCAGUACUUGUUAUUAUUUAAUUAUUAUUUAACUAAUUAUUGGGUACUAAGUGUUUGUCUCUUCAUUUUGCUUAAAUUGCUAACAGGUAUUUCUAUGAACACAAUUAGAACAAAAAACACAUCAUGAAAUCCGAUUUCGGUAUGCUACAGUAUGUAAAUGCAUUUUUACUUGAAUUUAACACUGAUGCUCCCAUUGGCUAUGGAAGCAGCACCACUGGUAGUGGAUAAAAGCUGGACGUAUUAGGGAUGUAACGGUACACAAAAAUAUCGGUUCGGUACGUACCUCGGUUUUGAGGUCACGGUUUGGUUCAUUUUUGGUACAGUUAGAAAACAAAAUGCAAAAUAUAGAGUAAAUGUGCUCGUUUAUUACACACCUUUGUGCUUUCAACAAUAGGAACAUUAGCCUAUACAAAGCUAGAAUUCUGCUCAAAAAUUAGCGGUUGUUUAAAGAUUAUCCAACAACAAUUUGCCUUUCAGACCCCGCGUAUUGGUCAGCUUUCUUUCUGAAAGAAAGAAGAAAAAAAGUCCUGUGCGAAAGAGAAAAGGAAUCCCAAUGACAAAGAUUUUAACAUGUAUUUUACAAAUGAAAUGCCUCGGUGAAUCAUUUUUUUUUUCUUACUAACGGUUUUCAAAAGCUUUAUUGGUGGAUUUUCUCAUUAAAGCGCCACACAGAAAUUAAUACUUUGUGUAAGCAGGAUCUGUGUAUUAUUCUUAUUAUUUAGUUACAGGUGUUUUAGCUCAUUUUAAUUUAUUUUGUCUAUUUUAUCCAUUAUGUGAUGUAGUAUUCAUUUAUAUUGUAUAUUUUAUGUUGUAUAACUUUAGUUCCUAUGUGAAUAUUAGUUCCUACUUGGUUUGUUGUGGUAGGAGGGUUUUGUAUUGAACACGGGGCCGUAUUGGUUAUUAUUAUAGCAGAGAAGACAGCAGUAAAUCAACAAAGACAAGUCAACUGUGCCCCGAUCUACCACUCAAGAGAUCUGAUGGACUCAAAAAGUGGGUUACGAUUAAGCCUGUCGCAAUAUGCAAUAAUUCCAUUUAUCGCGCGAUAAAUUAAAAUAAAGGCGGUAAUUUUUCUGCUGCGAUUUAUCGCCUCGUGUGCACGUGCGUGCGCGCGUGUGGCUGACGUGCUGUUAAAAGUUCGUUACCAACUGCGCAAAAUGCAUCUUCCUUACAGGUCUGGCAAAAACUAGCGCCGGAGCCAAUCAUUCCCAUUAUAUCCUAUUGUUCAACAUAUGCCGGCCGCGUCAGUGCUCCGAGUGACUGUGGACCAUCUACGGCGCGCCGGUGUUGUUGACGUGUGGGCGCUCCCGUCAGGAGUGACAUUUCACGCGGGCCGGCUAUUUUUCGGCACAACGCCGGAUAUUUACAACGAAGUCCGCCAAAACAUUGUUACCGACUUGGCUGCUACGAACAACCUCGCUUUGACACCGAACAGCUGAAUGAAAUUGAGAGCGCUGUGCUUCAAACUCGUCCUGUUAUGAAACUCUGGUGUUGUGUAGUAAUGAGCAGGCGUGACUUCAGCGGUGCUUGCUAACUUUUUUUAAUGCGCCCACACACUAGAUAUCAUGAAAUGGCAAAUUAGAUGUGCCUCGUCCCAUGCCAUUGGCUACGUGAGCCCAGAGUGAUUAUGGGACAUGUAGUCCAUAUACUACAUAGAUGAAUUCUAAACUGUCAUGACUGAAUGGAAGUUAAGAAGGCCAAAUCAAUCCAUACCAGUGACUAUAGAUAAUGUUGCAAAUAUUGUUAAUUCAGUACGUGACACAGAUGGAUUCGGACCACAAAUAGUCUUGCUCAUGUAGUAAACCUAGCUGCUAAGAGAGCUGUGGCAGUCAACAGUGUGCCUUGCCUCACUUUACAAACAGUAAAGAUUGUUCUCAGCACUUUUAUACAAACUUUUUUCAGAUCAGUAAGAAGUAAGCACAUAAAUAUUAUGCACUAAAAUGCAUGUUUAUAUGAUGCCAAUUUAAUUUUUGCUCGUUAGCAAAA